Prunus avium (sweet cherry) is the source of this 1690-nucleotide messenger RNA. RefSeq lists its product as uncharacterized. The record is from RefSeq and is a predicted model, not a curated record. NCBI's taxonomy places the organism in Eukaryota, Viridiplantae, Streptophyta, Magnoliopsida, Rosales, Rosaceae.
AAAAUAAAAAGUUCCCAACUCGUUAUUUCCUCUCAGACUCACUCUCCGCUGCUCUCACAUCGGCAAAGCAAUCCUCCAUCGCGCACGCCUUUCCCUACCAUGGUCAGGAAAUGACGGCCAUCUAAAAACUCCAUCUCCGAAGUCCUCCUCACUGCGUGUUUCAACGGAAUGCUUCUGCAGUAGGGUGUUUGAAUUACUUACUUAAAGAGUAGGUUGUUUGAAAUACUUGCUUAAGAGGCUAUAUUUGCUUAAGAGUCAUCACCGAUUGAAUUGGAUAAGGCCCAUUAUUGGAGGUAUAAGAAGAUGGAGACAAGGUGCGUUAGAGAUGAACAGGGAUUGGAUACACAAUAAAAACAGGUUGAGUAAUCAAUAUCGUGCUGGUAUUAAGUCAUUUAUGGAAGUUGCAAGCCAACAUGUGGAUGAGAAGAAUGAGACUCCAUGUCUGUGCAUGUCCCAAAUGAUAUGAAGGAUGAAGAUUUUAUUGAUGAUGAUGAUAUUGAAGAAAUACCUUCCGGUGAUGACGAAGGCAGUGUUCACAGUGACGAUUAUAGUGAUUUGGAUUGAAGUGUUAGGUUGUCUUUUGUUUAGGCACUACAUAUUUCUUAAUGAUCUUCAAGUUACUAUAUGUUUUCCUCAAUCUGUUUUAAGGGGUAAGGUCUGUAGGGUCUGUAUAUUGAAGAAAUAUCUUCGGAUAAGGUUUGCAUAUGUCCUCCCCAUGUAAAUGAAAUGUGUGUGCGUGUUAUUUUUCUUUCCUAUUGAUAAAGUAUGAUGUUCAAUCAUUUUUUGAUGAAUAAUUCCUUUAUCUAAAGGACGUUUGUGAUGAGAAUCGAUGUCAUUACAGCUGAAGUAUGAUGUUCAAUCAUUUAUUUUUAUUUUUUCAAGGAAUGAUCUAGUAGUAUAUUGUUGUAUUCUCUCUUUGUUUAUGCGUUUGUAAGUGUAGAAUGACACUUACGAGGGCUGCUACCUUAAGCAACAAUAAGAAUAAGAAGGAAACUUCAACUCUACUACCACCACAGCCACUUGAGCAACCAUGUCAGCUGCCACAACAACAAUCAACUCAGCCACAACAAGGUACUUCAUCAGCCUCAGGAGGGGGUUCUCGCCAACAGGAUGAGGGAACGCAUACUCAAACUUCUUCACAGAGGAAGAACACUCAUGGCCGAACUGUGGGGGCUGGCACUUGUGAUGUUGUGAAAAAGAGGAAGAGUUUGAUUCCAAUACGGAUGGAUCCAUCCCAGAAAUUGGUGGCGACUAUUGAGGCUCAAAAACUGUUCGUCUCUGUGAUCGGGUUAAUCACUCGCAAUAAAGCUCCAUUGAAUGUUUUAGGGAUGAAAAAAGGGAGCUUGGAGAUGAAGAAAGAUAUGGCAUUGGGAUUGCAGUUCAUGUUUGAUGUGGACUUAGCGGAUCCGGAUAUAUGGAAAUUUAUUACUGACCAUAUGCACUCAACUUAUAAAGAAUGGAAAGCAAAGCUCCACAGACACUAUAAGCAAUAUGCUUCUGACCCUGAUCGUGCACGAGAAACACCUCCCCCUGAAAAGAUCUUUGGUACUCGAAGGACUCUAGAAGAGUGGCAUUAUUUGGUUGAUACGUUGUACACAAAUGAGCAAUAUCAGGUAUCUAAUUUGUCAUAACAUCUGCAGUUUUCAGUUUUUGAUUGGGAACUUAUUCUAAGUAUCAAAUAUAAAAAAUA